Zootoca vivipara (common lizard) is the source of this 1587-nucleotide messenger RNA. The record is from RefSeq and is a predicted model, not a curated record. Lineage: Eukaryota; Metazoa; Chordata; Lepidosauria; Squamata; Lacertidae.
ACAGCUGAGCACCUCCUUGCGCUGCAAAGGAGACAUUGCAAUGCAAACCCUGCCGGUGCUCCCUCUGCAGAAAGGCCCCCCCUGAACCCCCAUAGGAAAAGGCAGGAAGGCUUAUUUCUUUUGGCGCGUGGGGCUUGCAAUGAGAACCCUGAGAAUGGAGGGUCAGAGGGUGAAUCUUGCUUCCCAUCAGAGAAUUCACACAGGGGAGAAACCAUUUCCAUGUCAAGAGUGCGGAAAGAGCUUCAAACAGAGCACAGGUCUCAUUCUCCAUCAGAUAACUCACACAGGGGAGAAACCGUAUGAGUGCUUGGAAUGUGGGAAGAGUUUCACUCAGAACAACCAACUCACUGCCCAUCAAAGAUUUCAUACAGGCGAGAAACCCUAUCAGUGCUUGGAAUGUGGGAAGAGCUUCAGUCAGAGCACACACCUUACUUCCCACCAGAGGAUUCAUACAGGGCACAAACCAUUUCAGUGUUUCGAAUGUGGGAAGAGCUUCAGUCGGAAGGAGAGCCUCAGUUUACAUGAAGGCACUCACACGGGGAGCAACCCGUUAAAUGCUGGAGAUGUGGAAACGGCUUCGAUUUCAAGCGGAGUCUCACUGUCCUUUUAAAAAUUCAUACUGGGGAAGGAUAUCGGUGCUUGAAACUUCUGCUAAGAUUGGGGGGGGGGAACAGAAAGCAGAAAAACAUGGUUGGCGUAUCUCAAUAAAGGCCUCUCAUGAUAAGGACAUCUCCCUCUUCUGGAGUACAAUAUCAGGCCUCCUGGAGAAUGCUUGCAAUGUUCCAGUGUGUACUAUCAGACCCAAUGAAUGAAUCCAGUAUUGUCAUUCACUCUAUCAUGGGCAGGAUGAUGAGGUCAACCAAAUACCAGAAUCUUUGGGAAACUUCCCACCCUGGCCUCCAGUAUCGAGGUCAAGUACCUUACUUCACAGUUAAAUAAUAAUAAAGCACCCGGCAUAGACUAUUUGCCCCCAGAACUGUUGAAAUCUAACAUCGCCUGGUGGGCCUCCCUGCUGGUGGUAAUAUUGUCAUUUAUCGAUUCAUCCGCGUUAUUUCCUGAAGUUUGGGCCACAGCUGCAGUAAUCCCUUUACUCUAAAAAGGGCCUUCCGGCUAGUUAUAGACCAAUUAGUUUGCUACCUGUAAUUAGCAGAUUAUCUGCAAAGCAUCUUUACAAUAAGCUAGUUGAUUGGAUAACCUGAUGGAGCAGGAAUUAGAUAAGGCGGAUCCACUAUAGACCAUUGCUUUGUACUUGCCCAAUUUAUAGAUAAGUAUGUUAAGAAACCAGGCGGUGUGCUAUGUACGGCUUUCAUUGGUCUGAAAGCCGCAUUCGAUUCAAUCUCUCGAAGAAGACUGUGGGAUAAGCAGAACUCUUCAAGUAUAGAUAAAAGAUUAUUGUUAUUGUAUAAAAACGCUGUGCUAAAAGUGCGUUGCUCUACAAAUGAGCAGCUCGCAGGAUCCGUACCAGCCACAAAGGGAGUUAAGCAUUGUUUAAUUUAUAUAUUUAAUUUAUAUAUAAAUGAUAUUGUCCAGGGUUUAACAUCUCCAGAUUACCAAUGGCCACAAAAGCCAUUUUUAUAUUACUAUAUG